Molecule: messenger RNA, 916 nt
Organism: Labrus bergylta (ballan wrasse)
Lineage: Eukaryota; Metazoa; Chordata; Actinopteri; Labriformes; Labridae
Source: RefSeq, a predicted model, not a curated record
AUUUCACUUUUUUAAUCUCAUAAACUUUGAGAACUUUUCACAUUCUCACACUAUUGAAAGACGUUAGCCAUGACCUCUGUGGUUCACGGCCGACGUGACACAUCAUUUCCUUCAAAACAACAACCCACUUCCUCUUCGCCCGACUCUUUCACAGAAAUAUUUAUUGGUGAUGAACUGUCAGUCUGUCUUUUUCUCUGGCUUAUGGUCAUCAUGUUUCAUCCAAACCAAGCAGCUCUGCUCUCCUUAUUAUUUAUGCACGGGGUCUUUGCAGAUCAAGAAGGCAACCACAAGAAUGAAGAGGUGUCCAGAGGAGGCUCUGUCAUCUUUACUUGCAACACAUCAAGAGAAAAUACAAAACAAAUCACCUGGAGCAAAGGCAGAUUUUAUUUUUCUCAUUUAAUGAAAGGAAAUGUGACUGUUUCAAAUUUCACCUCUGACAGACUGACAAUAGAUCUAUCCUCAAAGCUGAUUAUUUCUAAUGCUCAGGAAGAUGAUGAAGGACUAUAUACAUGUAAUUUAACUGAAUCUUCAGGGUCAACGACUUAUCGGUGGAAUUUAACCGUGUCUGACAAACCUGAAGAGGAGAAGUCAUCGGGGUAUUUCCCAUACAUACUCACAGCUGGGAUUGGAUUCCUUCUAUGUGGCAUCCCUCCAGCUGUUUAUCUCUGCAUGGAAAGCAAGAGCUGGGCCUCAAACCAGGACUUAACCUGCAGCAGAACCCUGAUCUAUGCCGUGGUUCAAGUCCCGUUUGGAGGAGGAGAGGUGCCUCUGAAUCUGCCCCAAAGCUGUGUGGAAUACAAGAUGAUAAACACUUGAAGGGACUCGACUUCAAUAUUUUUCAUUGAGUUCAGAUUAAAACUGAGUAACCAGACAGCUGCUCGAAUGGAAUAAUGACGGAACACAUCGUUAUGACAUA